GGAAGCCUGGCUCACCCAGGAAGCGAGGCUGCCUGAGAGCUGAAAACCCGAGCCUAGGAGCCUAGCCGAGAAUCGGUGCGGACCAGAACCCCUGUUUGGUACUCCCCUAGUGCACAUGUACUAGCCCGACUCCCCUGCAAGAGGGAGCCAGUCUCCACGGAGCAACGGAAGAGCGGGGAAGAAAGGCAGAAGCGCGAGAAAGAAAGCUGUGUUCCAGCCGCCGAGGGUGGAAAGAGCCGCAGCCUGCAGCAGGAAUUUAUGCUACCUCUGACAUGUAUACAGUGAGUCAGGAGCUCCUGUGCUAGUCAACUCAAGACAAACACAAACUCAACUGAAGCCAAGAUCAAAGGUGGCAGUCCUACUACAAGCCUUGGAUGCAAAUUCUGCUGCUGGUUAGAGUGCAUUAAUUGAAGUAACUACCAUGGACUUUGUUAUGAAGCAAGCCCUUGGGGGGGCCACCAAAGACAUGGGAAAGAUGUUGGGGGGUGAGGAGGAGAAGGAUCCAGAUGCCCAGAAGAAGGAAGAAGAACGGCAGGAGGCCCUCAGACAACAGGAGGAGGAACGCAAAGCCAAGCAUGCUCGCAUGGAGGCAGAGCGGGAAAAGGUCCGGCAGCAAAUUCGAGACAAGUAUGGCCUGAAGAAGAAGGAAGAGAAGGAGGCUGAAGAGAAGGCUGCCUUGGAGCAGCCAUGUGAGGGCAGCCUGACCCGCCCCAAGAAAGCCAUUCCAGCCGGUUGUGGGGAUGAGGAGGAGGAGGAGGAAGAGAGCAUCCUGGACACCGUUCUCAAGUACCUACCUGGGCCUCUCCAGGACAUGUUCAAGAAGUAACCCUGGCCCAACUCCAUCCCAUUCUCAACAGUCCCACUUUUGUUUUUAAUUCAUUUUUUUCCACUUUCCAUUCAGUAUGAAUUUUGAAGGGCAAACCUCAUUUGACCUCACCCCCCCACCUCCACCCCUCAUGGACUGUGGGACCCAAGCCCCUCAUCUUUGGCCGGAAACUCCCAGGGCUCCCCACCCUGUUCAGUACUGUCCCCUGACCCACAGUGCCCUGGGCCUCUUGAGAAGCCCUAGGGAAAGGAGGCUGCUGGCCUGGGCUGAGGGCCAGAAACUAGGACCAAACCAUUGAUGACCUCAGGAGAGGCCCGGGAUGUGCUGAAGUGGGAGGAAAGGCCUGACCACUGAGUCCCACAUGCACACACUCCUCCCGAACCUCUUCCUACCAGGAACAUUCCUCAUGCCUCGAGCAUGAUCUCCACUGCCACAGAGAGGGGAGGGCAGGCCAGUGGGCCCUAGGGGAAGGACUCAGAGGAGAGGAGGAUCAGGUUGCCUAUUCUUCCUCCUCUACUCCCCUAGAGAUCACUGGAGCUCUAAGCCCCGUUCCCCAACCCCAAUGGGUCAAAACUCCCAACACAUUCCAGCCCCGCCCAAUAGAGCACAAAGAUGAGGGGCAAGGGCCAGCUCUGGACCCUUCGAUAGGGAGCCCAUCAGCCAAUUCCAGAAAAAAGUGGAGCAGAUUUCUGCUCCUUGAUAUCUUCCUAGGCCUCCCCAAUCUCACUUCAAUAUUAGGGACUCAGCCCACUAUGGUAAGAACAGCCCCUCCCAGCCUCAUCCCUCCCUGUUCCUGGCUAGACCUGGGAGUCGCAAGGAAGAUCAUUUGGUUGUGGGAGGUAUCAUUAGAGUCUCUUAGUCCCCAGCCCUGUCAUCACUGACCUGCAUAGGCCCAGAAGUACAGGAGUAUCAGAAGGGCCUGUGCCCUAACCAAAGGGGUAUUCUGGAGUGUUGAAGGGUCACGCAGGGUCUUACCAGCAAGGUUGACUCCCAUUCUCACAAAUAUGGCAGCCUGUCCUUUCCCCUGUCAGUGAAGCAGAUCUUUCCACAGGGCACUAAAAGGUUGUCCCUGUGACAUCACUGUACCCCGGGAAGCCUCUGCCUUCCCCUCACAUCCUAAUGGCCACUGUGGAGCCUGAUCCCUUCUCUCCUAAAAAGACAUGCUGGGUCCCAGCCCACAGUCCUCCCCCAAUAGGGCAGCCCCUUCCAAAUCUAUAUCAAUCUCUGGAGCCAUCGGGCAGCAUCAAUCCUCAGCCAGAGAAUACCCAGUGGAGAGGAGAUGCUGCUCCCAUUCCUCCCCCCACCCCCAGCCCAUCCAGGCGCUUCCAGGGCCCUGAGCGGAAACCAUGUCCCCCAGAAGGGCUCCCUAUAAGCGGGGCUCAGGCUAAGGCACCGAGGGCAAGCUCACCUAGUCUUGCCCUGGUCCUGUGAGGAAAAUCAGCCCCAGCUGAACUGCUGCCUUCUCAUUCCGGCUGAGGAUCUGUCUGCCCAUAUGCUAAGCCCCAAAGCAGGCAUCUGUCCGUCCAUCUAUCAGUCUGUCUUGUGGCCAGGAAAAAUUUCUCCUCUCAGAUGCGCCGAGGAAACCCCCUCCCUAACAUUCCCCCCCAUGCCCUUACCCACCAUUCUGAGGACUCCCGGGGCAGGGAGGCUGGGAGCGGGAAAGUGUGGACGAAUGGGGGCGGGCACAAGAUGGAUAUGUCUCUAGUUGGGCGGUGUGAAUGUACGUGUUAUAAAUAUGGAUGUGUAUGGAUGUGUCAAAGAUGGCCUGUGUGUUUGGGAGACAAUUCUUUGUGUAUUAGAGAAGCCUUUAGAGACUACAAGAAUGCUAGGGAUCCGAAUAUGUAUAUAUAGAGACUGUGUGGGUGGGUGUUUUAGAAAGGGUGUGCUAGGAAUUGUGUGUCUGUAUCACAGACCAUCUAUAUUAGAGGGACACAUGUGUGUGUUAGAGAUCAUAUGUUAAAAGGGUAUUGUUAGAGGAUGUUUGUGUGUUAUUACAGGCGUGUGAGUGUGUGUGUGUGUGUGUGUGUGUGUAAACGCAUGUGUGACACUCUGCAGGCUGCCUGGGUGACUUCGAGUGCUAGCAGGACUGGGAAAUAUCUCCCCCCUCUCAGACCGGCCAUCCCCUGCCCACUGCCAUACCCGGAGCAGAUGUGAGAGGAGACAUUUUUCCUACAGCCCAAGACCCUCCUCCUUUCCCCUAGGCUCCCAGAGCCAAGCCUUGACCGCCCUCCUCCCUCACUGGAUGUGAUGGGGAGAAUCCUGUUUGGGUCCUGGGAAGCACUGGGCGGCUCAGACUGGUCUGGGCAGCCUCAGGAACAGGACUGCCCUUUGUCCCUCUAUCAGAGAAGCCAUGCUGGUUACGGGGUGGGAGAGGGAGAUGCCUCAAAGAGGGUUGCUACGCCCGCCCCUCACCACCCCACCGCCACCACCACCACUUUUCACCAUCGCCCCAGUUUACAAACUGGGGUGUUUCAUUUUAGAGAAUUUUUCUUUUAAUUUCAAAAGAGAAAGCAGCUCACGUCGUGUCUUCUCUGUCCGUUUCCAAUAGUUAAAGCCAUAUCAGUUAGACUGCAAUACUUUAAAGCUGAGGGGGAAAAAACCAUAGAUUUAAGAAAACCAGAAAGGGAGUUUUGUUCAUCCCCUCUAUCCUGGGGUGAUCUGUCUCUCCAGCCUCCAGGUGUUCCUUCCCCCCGACUCCCGAAUCUUCCCCCUGCCUCUUUGUGCCCCAAUCUCUGGCCCCUAGGGUCAUGUACUUGUGAGUGUGUCCAUGUAUGUCUCUGUAAUGGGGGACACCUAACCCCCUCAACUACUGUAUCACCCCAUUGUUGUCUCUGCUUGUCCAUGGUCAUUAGAGUAAGAUGGUUACCCUGCAAGGUCUUAUGGGGCCAAGAGGUGAAGGGUAAGCUGGGGAUAAAGGGGAGCUGAACAGAAACUGGAUAGACCUUGAGCCAUUUACCUCUCUUGAGAGAAAGCUAAUGAUUCUUGUCAUCUGUCAUCAUCACAAGUUCCAGGGAGCAAUAUCAGAGGUUCCUUUGACUUCUGGGGACCAACCCCAAUGUAUGUAUCUUCAGGAAAAGAAAGAGGAUUGGGAAUUCCCAGCCAAACAUAGGAUCUACAGACAUGCAGGGAGAUGCCCAAUUACAAGAGGUCUAAAGACCCACAAAGGAAUUCCCAGACACACAAGGGGUCUGUAGAAAUACAAAGGAAUUCCCAGUUGUACAUGUGAAGAGAAUCCAAGUCACAUAAGGAGUUGACUGACAUAUAUGGGGAUUCCCAGGAGUACAAAUGGGUUUGAAAUAAGAAUGGGGGGGGGGGGAGGGAGAGAAGAACUUGAAGAGAAAAAAAAGGUCUGCAAACAUAUGUAAAGAAUUUCUGGGUUCAGAAAAGCUUAGUGGAAGGGAUCCCUAGGCCCUUUAGCUGCUAGGGCCUUCCACUUUGGAGGGGACUAUCUAGACUCCCAAAGUACUCCCCUUCUCCCCUCCAGGGCACCAGACUGCUCAGAGAUAACUGGAAUUGGGCCCUUGAAGGUAACAUUCUCCACUAAGACCUUUCCACAUACAUACUAGACCUCCUACAAGUUCAGGACUUAACCACUAGCUGCUCUGGGAGGCCCCAUCACCCCCAAGGUGCUGGCUUCCUUGGGGACCACUCCUGAGAAACAGAAGAAAAGGGAACGAUACACUCUGGGGGACUGUUCCCACAGGGUAGAAAAGUGUAACUAAUUCCUGUCAAGCUCUGUCCGAUCCUCGCUCCCCCAGUGGGCAAAUCGAGGGGGAUCUGGAGAUGAUGUACCGUGUGCACAGCAAUGGCCACUGGGGAAGGGGUGCCGGGCGUAGGAGCUCAGUGAGGAGACAUUGUUCGGUGCAUGAGAUAAGAAAUGUGAUGUAUGUGUCUGUCACUCUCUCCGACCACACGGCUGAUUGUAGCACUACCUAGAGAAGGCCCGUGAUGCGGUGGAAGGGGAGUGAUAUAUGGAGCGCGGUCUGAGAGGUUCUCAUUCAGUGCAGGGACCAGAGGAUUGAUGGGUAGGGGGUGGGAGACCCAGGCUAGCGGGGGUGGGGUGAGUUCGUGGCACACUGUUGGGGGGCAGGGACUAGCUUGACACAAACUGAUUGUAGCUUCCCUGCACAGAUGAGUAAUGAGGCAGAAUCUGCUGACAGGGCAUCGUAUAGGUAAAUGGGAAAAGAGAAAGAGAAGAUGUGCCGCCAUCCAUGGAAAUCUGUGGGCACUUGAUAAUGGAGAACGUGCAAUAUGCAGAAUCCCCAUCUGGGAAAGCUCAUCAGGGAUUCAGGAACCAAGAAGCGCUAGCAGAAGGGGAGGUAGAGAUAGUAUGUUUGCAGGGAGGAGAUGUGUUCAGAGCAGUGCAAAGGCAGAACCUGAGGGAAAGCCCUCGCCCACCCUCCUUCCCAGGCCAACAACAGUCAGUUGAGAAGGACAAACAAAGGCCAUCUUUGCUCCAACCCCCCAGACCUCCCACGGGUUCUUAUCCGAAAGUUGCCAUAUCCUGGAAAUGCAGGAUCCCAAUGCCAUACUUCCUUAGGCAAUAAACCUGCCCCUGGCAACCUGGUUCGUGAGAUCCAAUACAGAGAGACAAGAGACAGAACAGCUAGGCUGAUACCAUACCCUGCCCUUAAUCCAGAUGGAGACUCACUUCUCUAGGACUAAGUGGCUUGUGAGUGGCUCUGGCUCCAGGAACCUGGGAAGAAAAAGGGAGCUCUCAGGAGACAGUUUUAUAGGCAGGCAUAGCCUCUCUAUUCAUUGGAUCCAUCUGGAAGCUGGGGGCAGGAACCUAUCCCUCCAUAUCUAGACCCUCUACCUCCACCUUCCCCAGAGGCCCCAUAGCCUUGAUCCCGGGGGGAAGAAGUGGGGGGUGGGGGGCCCUUAGGCCAGGCCGAGUGACCAUCUUGCUUUCCAUCAACCUCAGAGACAAUCCAAUCCCCACUCCUCUUGUGUGUAAUUGUGUCCUUGUGGCCCCGCAUACCCUGAAUGUGUCAGUGCCUGGGGGGAGGAGGGCUCUCUCCCACCCCCUGAAUCUGACCUAAAGCCAUGGCUGCCGCUCCCCCCAUCCCCAAUCCCAACUUUGUAUGACGCAAAAAGCUAACUACGGAUGUACAAAAUCAACUGCGACCAAGAAAAGACAUUGUACAGCUCUCCA
This is a messenger RNA of Sarcophilus harrisii (Tasmanian devil), 5981 nucleotides long. RefSeq names its product complexin 2 (gene CPLX2). Lineage: Eukaryota; Metazoa; Chordata; Mammalia; Dasyuromorphia; Dasyuridae. Gene Ontology annotation, biological process: regulation of neurotransmitter secretion; neurotransmitter transport; synaptic vesicle exocytosis. Gene Ontology annotation, cellular component: SNARE complex; terminal bouton. The transcript is spliced from 5 exons. The record is from RefSeq and is a predicted model, not a curated record. Gene Ontology annotation, molecular function: syntaxin binding. Bases 422 to 826 code for a protein of 134 amino acids.